This is a messenger RNA of Mytilus trossulus (common blue mussel), 4071 nucleotides long. Its product is annotated as SPRY domain-containing protein 7-like. The transcript is spliced from 5 exons. The record is from RefSeq and is a predicted model, not a curated record. Bases 267 to 851 code for a protein of 194 amino acids. NCBI's taxonomy places the organism in Eukaryota, Metazoa, Mollusca, Bivalvia, Mytilida, Mytilidae. Gene Ontology annotation, molecular function: protein binding.
CAUAAAAUAAGACCACUUUCCGAGAUGGAACGAAUAUAAAGCAGUCAUGGAAAAUACACAUUUCAUCCAAAAUAACGUCUUUCUUAGAAUAAGAUAAGAACAAAUGAUGUUACCAAGUCUAUAAAAUUGACAUAUUAGGCAACGAUUUAUGUUAAAGAUUACAAAUUUGUCUUUACAGUUUCAAAACAUAACUUUACCUACAGACUAGUUUCCGGAUUUCCACAUCAAAACAAUAUUUUGAUUCAAAAUUAGUAAUAUAUAGUAAAAUGUCACUUACAAGAUGUCUUUGCUGUUUAAGAAUGCUAAAUGGCAAUUCUGGACAUAUACCCUUGAAGGAAAUUCCAACAGUACAACUUGACACAAAUCACAUGGGUAAUGAUGUUGUGAUUGUGAAAAGUGGUAAAAGAAUAUGUGGAACAGGUGCAGCAUUGUCAAAUGCUCCUAUAGCACAAGAUAAAGCUUACUUUGAAGUAAAGCUACAGAGUACAGGUGUAUGGGGAGUUGGUCUUGCCACAAAGAGAUGUAAUGUAAAUGCAGUACCGCUAGGUCAAGAUAGUGAUUCAUGGGUUGUCAAUCAUGAUGCUGUUAUGUACCAUAACAAAGAACAAAAAGGGACUAUGAGUCAGAGCUUAAAUGAAGGAGAUAUUUUGGGGGUAACAUAUGACCAUGUUCAUUUAAACUUUUACUUGAAUGGCCAGCCUUUGAAUUGUCCCUUCUCUGGAAUGAAGGGAACUGUUUUUCCUGUGUUCUAUGUUGAUGAAGGUGCUGUGUUAGAUGUACAGUUUGACCAUUUUUAUCAUCAGCCUCCAGACGGCUUCGACAGCAUAAUGAUAGAGCAGUCAUUGUUGUGAAAUACUCCAUGUUUUUACUGUGACCAUGUGACCUUGUUUAUUUCAUAAUACAUUGCAAUCGAAAAUACAAAUGUAUAUCUGCUAUGGUAGAAAUAUUAUAAUCACUUAAUGAAAUUACAGCGAAAUACAUUGGUGAUAUUUACAAUAAAAUAAAUUGAUGAUAUUUACAUAAAAUCAAUUGAUGAUAUUUACUAUAAAAUCGAUUAAUGAUAUUUACAACAAAACAAAUGAAAGCCCAUCAAAGCCAAGCCCUUAAAAUUUAAAUCAUGUUAGGAUAUGUUGUAAUAGCAUAUAUAUACAGUAAUAUAUAUAACCUAUUUUAUUUAAUUUUUAUUAGAAUAAGCCUUUCCAAAAAUCAUAUCUGCUUGCUAAAAAUUGCAAAUUGAUAUUUUAUUAUGUCCCCGUCAUAUGGGAGGGGGCAUUAAAAAUUUCCCUUGUCAGUCUGUAAAUUUGUUUCCAUUCUCUAACUUUAGUUUGCCACUACCAAAUGUUACAAAACUUAAACAUAGUUCUUUUUACCACAAAACACAGAUCAAGUUAGAAAUUUGAUGGCAUCACUUUAACCUUUCUAAAGUUAUGCCCCUUUACAAUCACGAUUUUUUUUCGUUGAUGCUCUUCAACUUAAGUUUAGGGGGGUUUUGAUCCCAGAUCCUGCUUACUGUUUUGUCAGAUUCCUAUACUCGCUUACACUAUGAACGUAAGCAUUUCUCAUUUUUUUGCCAUUUCCCGGGUCCCGCUGUACCUCAUUUCCCUUUUCACGGCAAAAUAAUUUAACUUUCAUGUGUCACGCUUACAAAAAAAAUCGGCAAUCCUGCGUCAUGCUGAGACCCCAUUGAGACCCACCUAUUGCAGAGCCUACAAUAUACGGUUAUUAAUUUGGCUUGUUUAAUUUUCAGAAAAUUUUCACAAAAUAUUUACUUUUACCCUUUGACCAAAAAAGUUAUAUAUAUUAUAUUUAAAAAAAAGAAAAGGAACCACACUCUUUAUGUUAAAAUUUGAUUGGAUGUAUAGCUGCUUAACAAACACAAAUUUCCAUCAUUGAGAAGCAUUAUAUAUCUGUAACAACAGAAUGUGAUUUAAACUUACAGCUGAUUUUUACAGAGUUAUCUCCCUUCAGUGUUCUGUACCACCUGACACAAAUAUAAACAAUCAAUUAAGUAUAGCUCAUAAAUACUAUAUUAUAUUUUUAAAAAUUACACCUUUUGUUAUACAUGCAUAAUACAUAUGUAUAAAAAGAUAAAAGAUUCCUAGCUAUAAAAUAAUUUUGUAAAAUAUAAGAAAAAAGAUUGCAGAUUACUGCAGUUUAUGUAUACUAUUGAAAAAGAAUGGCAUAAUACCAUGACAUUGAUUAUUGUGCUUUGAAAUUGAUGUGUUACAGGUACGGCUAAUUAAUUACAAAAAUAAGUUCCAUUUGUGGUUUAAAUUUUCUGUAAAAUAAACUGACAUUAUUUUCAAAAUUGUUUAAAAAGUGCAUUAAAGAUAUCAUAGAUAGUUUUGUUUGGUUAUGAAAGGUGCAGGAGAAAAUCUAGUCUAGUGUUUAAAUUGAGAUUCGUCAUAAUAAGUAAUGUCAUCAAUUGGAGACUCCUAAUAUUAUUUUAUUUUCAAUAUGGGGAGGUCAAACCCCAAGAUUAUUCCUCCUUUCAUCAUUACAUCAUUAUCUUUCAUGUAUUUAUAUGUCCUGCUGAAAUUGACAAAUUAUUGUCAAUACAUGUACAUUGUUUGCACAAUACAUAUGCUACCUAACAUGUUUUAUCACAUGAUUGCACUAACAAAGAGAUCUGAAAAAAUUGACACAGUAUGUUGUAAAUAAGCUUCCCAAGAAUUUACUAUCAGUGAUUAGAAAAUUAUUAUGAAUCAAAUUUCUUUCAUAAUGUAAAUAACUUGUUAGCAUUAGUAUUUAAAAUGAAUAUUAUUCAAAGAAUAACUAAAUGUUUUUUCUAUGAAGAAAUAACAUAAAAAAAAAUGUGCACACAGCAUAUCUUGUGUAGCAGGUUUUUAAUAACUGUGCACUACAAUUUUAAGGUUAUUUCCAAAAGACAGAAAAAUUGUAAGUCAUUCCUUUUAAUUUAAUUCCAAAAAUUUGUAAAUCAUGAUAAAAACCUUGAUGACACUAAGGUCACAUGACAAAAUUAUGUCUAUGAGCUGAUAGACAAAACACUUUCAGCCAAUCAGACAUGUUACAUCCAAAACUACAUUAUUGUGUUAAAUCCAGCCUUUUAGGUUAUGUAUGAUUCUAUAUAAGCCCAUUGAUCAAACAUGAUCACCAUUCUUCAAAAUUGUCUAGGAAAAUUAAUAAGACUGAGCUCAUUUUCUUGUUGCAUCAAUUCAUGAAUACUUGAAGACCAUUAGUGGCCUUGGGCUUUUUUCUGCACUUUGUUCAGGCUGUAGUCUCUUUGAAACAUUCCCUAUUUCCAUUCACAAUUUUAUUUAUUUAUUUAAAUUGAGUCUGGUGAAUAAUUUAAAACUGUUGGAAAUUUUGAUUACAGGUUAAAAACAAGGAAUAUUUUAUUUAUUAACAUAUUGAACUAAAAGAAGGAAAGUAUCCAAUGUGUACCAGGAAUGAGUUUAAUCUUAUGGUAUAAAUUUAUUUUUAAAUUCAUCAUGAACAGGUUCUCAGUAAUUUAGGCCACAAAUGCUUUUUUCUUGCAUAUUUUAUUUUAAAAUACAUGCAAUGUAAUAAUGGUAACUUCACAUCAUAACUAAAAUAUCUCAUCACAAAAUGUAUACAAUUUACUUGAGUUUACAUGUGAAAACUUUUUGCAUAAGCAAUUUUCUACUUACAAAUCAGACCCAACACACAUGUUUACAUAUAAUGCAUUUGAAAUGGCCAAUAAUAAUGAUUGUUUGUUUUAAGAGUUACUUUUGAAUUGAUUUUUCUUUUGAAAAUUAGAGACUUUCCAACUUUCACAUGUGAAUUAUAAGCAUGUCUAGUAAUAUGGCACACAAGUAAAGCAUUAAACUGAUAUAGAAAUUAUCAAAUUCUCUACCAACAGAAUAAAGUGUUGAAAAAGUUCAUGGAAAUUGUUACAAAUUCCAGGUACUUGGAUGAUAAAUAAUGCUGUUACAAGACUUUUCCCAAAGGUUGUAUACAGUGGUAUCGAAGUAUUUGUAUUCGUUAUAUUAAAAAAUGUAAAAAUUAUUGUUGAUUAUAUGCUAGUUGAGAACAAUAAAAAAAAUAUAUGUAUGCCAGUAUAUACUGUUAUACAUUUAAAAAACAUUU